AUGGCGGCCCCAACACAGGCAUUGAUUGGAGAGAUUGCCAAGAGCACAAACUGCGUUCCGGCGGGAUCCGAAUACCAGCCUGCCGACAUACUUGUGUCCCGACGAUGGGUGCGCAUUAAGGCGAAAAACCAUGUACGCGAUCUACCACGGUACGCGCGGUGUCUACCUCGGGUAUUCAAGAAAUCUUCGCCCAACAGUAAGCUGACGCUCUAUCUGAGCAACCGAGAUCUCAGCGUAACCGGGGACUACAUUGACAAGCUGCAAGGCGUUGUCCUUGCGAGGAGAUACCGCCGCGGACGAUGGGACAGCGUCGCGGUAAGGUGGUCUGGCUUGGGGCGUCCCGCGGGGCACGGGAUACGCGCAUGGGGCUUCACCCAUCACCGCCCCCCGCGCCGCCCGCCGCCACCCGCAGCUCUGCCCCGUGCUGACGAGGCGGUUGUUCGAGAACAGAACCCGCGCCGCCAGCGCUGUCAAGGUCCUUCCCUGCCAACGAGUGGAGUGGAGUGGAGUCCUAGCACGCUGACCCGAGACCCACGGUGUGCUCGUGUGUGGUUGCAGGUGUUCGGGCAGGUGACGCUGACGUUCCGCUACGGACGCGAGGACGAGGAGGUGAUGGGGCUCAAGUUCUGCAACGAGGCCGUGAUGAGCCUCGCGCAGCUCUACCCUCCGCCGCCCAUCGACCUCUGCGCCCCACCCACGCCUCUCCAGAUUAGGAUUCUUCUACUCUUUCAACUCCUCGUCAUCGUCCUCUUCCUCCUCCUGUCGGUGCUCUACCCUCCGCCACCCAUCGACAUCUGCGCCCCACCCACGCCUCUCCAGGUGAGCACAUUCGCCUUUUUUAUUAGGAAUCGUCUACUCUUUCAUCUCCUACUCCUCAUCGUCCUCCUCCUGUCGGUGCUCUACCCUCCGCCGCCCAUAGACAUCUGUGCUCCACUCACGCAUCUCCAGGAAACUUCUACUAUUUCAUCUCCUUCUCGUCAUCGUCCUCCUCCUCCUUCUGUCGCUGCUCUACCCUCUGCCGCCCAUCGUCCUCUACGCUCCAUCCACGCCUCUCCAGUAUAUGAUCGUGACCUCAAGACAAGACUUCUCUUUCCAGUAAGUGAUUCGUGUUGUAUGAGUUUCACCAUCUGUCGUGAACGUGGUGCAAUUGCUAUUAAAUUUUAA
This is a messenger RNA of Gryllus bimaculatus (two-spotted cricket), 1164 nucleotides long. Lineage: Eukaryota; Metazoa; Arthropoda; Insecta; Orthoptera; Gryllidae. The record is from the annotation of a GenBank genome assembly.